Elgaria multicarinata webbii is the source of this 3850-nucleotide messenger RNA. RefSeq names its product importin 4 (gene IPO4). Gene Ontology annotation, cellular component: nucleus; cytoplasm. The record is from RefSeq and is a predicted model, not a curated record. NCBI's taxonomy places the organism in Eukaryota, Metazoa, Chordata, Lepidosauria, Squamata, Anguidae. Gene Ontology annotation, biological process: protein import into nucleus. Bases 37 to 3291 code for a protein of 1084 amino acids. Gene Ontology annotation, molecular function: nuclear import signal receptor activity; small GTPase binding. The transcript is spliced from 30 exons.
UCACCCCCUAUAUUCUUCUCCUCCCCUCUUUGCACCAUGGGGACGGAAGAGCUAGAAAAAAUACUUUUCAACUUACUACAGCCUGACAAUGCCAUCAUCCAACAGGCCACAGCCCAGCUCAAAGAGGCCCUGAAGCAGCCCGUGGCCUUGUCCCAUCUCUGCCAUGUGAUAUCAAACUCCCAAGAUCCUCAAAUCCGGCAAUUUGCUGCAGUGCUCAUGAGAAGACGCCUCACCAAACACUGGAGGAAACUCAACGCAGCUGACCAGGGCAUGCUUAAGACGCUGGCACUGAGCACCCUGCAGCGGGAAACAGACCAUAAGGUCUCCUUAAGCCUGGCCCAGCUGGCUGCCGUCAUUCUGAAGAACGAGACGCUGGAGAAAUGGCCCCAGAUGCUCCAGCUCAUCCAACACGGAGCCCGCUCCCAAGACCCCACCCAGUGCCAGGUGGGCUUGCUGCUCCUGCACUGUGCACUGGAAGCGGACCCCGACACCUUUGCCCCUCACUACACGGAUCUCUUGCGCCUCUUCCACCAGACGCUCAACAAACGGGACCAGCCGGCCACCCUCUACUACUCCCUGCGGAGCCUCACCACCAUGGCGCCCAGCGUCGGCUCUGACGAGAUGAAGCUGAUGUCUUCGAUAAUGCCCAAGGUUAUAGCGGCCAUCCGAGAACUGGUCGGUGUUGACGAGACCCAGGCUAGCGAAACGAUGGAAGUUUUCGACGAACUCAUGGAGACGGAAGUCGCCAUCAUUGUUCAUCAUCUCCCGGAGGUCGUUGGCUUCUGCCUGGAGGUGGCCACCAACCAGGCGUUGGGCGACAACCUACGCGUCAAAGCCUUGUCCUGCAUCAGCUUCCUCAUCAAACUCAAGGGCAAGGCCAUCCUGAAGCACAAACUCCUCUCGCCCAUCCUGAACGCCCUCUUCCCCAUCAUGAGCGCCGAGCCGCCCGCAGGCCAGAUGGACGCCGAGGACGAGCAGACGGAGGAGGACAUAGAAGACAGGGCCGAAGUCCAGACCCCCAAGCACUACGCCGCCCAGGUGGUCGAUAUGUUAGCGCUCCACCUACCCCCGGAGAAACUCUUCCCCCAGCUGACGCCUCUGAUGGAGCCGGCGCUACUCAGCCCCAACCCUUACCAUCGCAAAGCCGGCCUCAUGUGCCUAGCAGUGUUGGCCGAAGGCUGCGGAGACCACAUCCGGAAGAAGCACCUCCAGCCCAUGCUGCAGGUGGUGUGCCGGGCGCUGUCGGACGAGAACCAGGUGGUGCGCAACGCAGCACUGUUUGCCCUGGGCCAGUUCUCCGAGAACCUGCAGCCUGACAUUGCAGAGUAUUCCGAUGACAUCAUGCCUCUGCUCCUAUGCUACCUGGAGGGUGUCCAUCCGGCCCAUACCAGCCACAUGGCCAAGGCCUACUACGCCCUGGAGAACUUCGUGGAGAACCUCGGGGAGAAGAUUGGGCCGUACAUCCCAGCUCUGAUGGAAAGGAUGCUCACCACUUUAAGUUCCUCCAGCAGCCCCCGCAACAAGGAACUUGCCGUUAGCGCCAUUGGAGCCAUCGCCCAGGCGGCUCAGGAGUCCCUCUUGCCGUACUUCCAGACUAUCUUGGAAAACCUGAUGGGUUACCUGCUCACCACCCGGGAGGACCUCCGCCCCGUCCAGAUUCAGUCCGUGGAGACACUGUCCGUCCUCGCCACCACCAUGUCCAAGGAGGUCUUUCUGCCCGUAGCUGACGAUUGCUGCAAGCUCGGGCUGGACCUCUGCGACAAAGUAGACGACCCGGAUUUGCGGAGGUGCACGUACAGCCUCUUCGGGUCGCUGGGCUCCGUCUUGGGGGAAGCCCUCGCUCCGUACCUGCCGCGCAUCACCACGCUGAUGCUCUACUCCAUCAAAUCCACUGAGGGCGUCGAGCCUCACUUCGGGACUGGAAAUUCUUUCCUGCUGUUUGACGACGAGGAAGAGGAGGCCGAGGUGGAAGGAGACGAGACCUUCACCGAUGAUGAGGAUGAUGAGGACUUGGACCUCACGGGGUUGAGUGUGACAAACACGUUCAUGGAUGAAAAAGAAGACGCCUGUAUGGCGCUGGGAGAGAUUGCCGCGGCCGCCAGCGUGUCCUUCCUGCCGUACAUGGAGACCAGCUUCCAUGAAAUCUGCAAGCUGUUGGAGUGCCCCCACAUCAGCGUGCGCAAAUCUGCUUUUGAGGCUCUGGGCCAGUUCUGCGUCUCGCUUAGCCGGCUUUGUGAUCACGACCCGUCCGAGCCCCACAUUGCCGGUUUCCGGAAGCUUCUGUCCCUGGUGCUGCCGGUUUACAUCAAAGGGAUCCGAGAGGACAAAGAGCGGCAGGUGGUGAUGGCUAUUUUGGAAAUGCUGGAAAAGGUGGUGAAGUCCUGCCAACGGGAGGCCCUGCGCGAACCCGGGCGGCUGGCCGAGCUGUGCCAGGUGAUCCGGGAGGUGCUGGAGAAAAAGACGGCCUGCCAGGACAUUGACGUGGAUGAGGACGAAGAGGAUGAGGACGAAGAGGAGGCGGAGUAUGACCUGAUGCUGAUCGAGUUCGCCGGGGAGGUGAUCCCUACGCUUGCCAAAGUCGCCGGUGGGGAAGCCUUCGCCCCCUACUUUGCCGGUUUCUUGCCCCUGUUCCUCAACAAGAUGAAACCCGCCUGCAGCUGCUCUGACAAGUCCUUUGCGGUGGGCACGGUGGCCGAGGCGAUCCAGGGUCUGGGCCAGGCUGCCAUUUCCUUCAUCCCGCGCCUGCUGCCGCAGCUGACAGAGGCGGCCCGCGACGCCGACAAGGAAGUGCGCAGCAACGCCAUCUUCGGGCUGGGCGUGCUGGCGGAGCAGAGCGGGGAAGCCCUGUACGAACAUUACCCCAAGCUGCUGGGGCUGUUGUCCAGCAUCAUCUCCCAAGAGCGAAACAACCGGGUGGCCGAUAACGUCUGUGGAGCCGUCGCCCGGAUGGUGAUGGCCAAUCCCGACGGGGUGCCCAUCGGGCAGAUUCUCCCCGUCUUGCUGCACGCCCUCCCGCUCAAGGAGGACUUCGAGGAAUACAAAACGGUGUUCCGUUGCUUCAGCUUUGUGUACGAACGCAAUCCACAGCAGCUGUCGCAGCAGGUCGGGGAAAUCGUACGGGUCAGCAGCUCCGUCUUGGACAGCAAGCAUCUCCCCGCAGAGAGCCGGAACACCCUGGUGACGCUCCUGCACAGGCUGUCGGCCCACUGCCCGGCCGAGUUCCAAACGGCCCUCCUGUCGCUCCCUCCGGAAGCCGGCGCCUUGGUCAACACUGCCGUCAGCUCCGUGUGAGGCGGCAACGGCGGGCCUGCGCUCCCCGCCGACUUCGCCCUGUCAGCGCGGACUUCAGCGGCGGAGGCCGUGGCCCCCUGCCCAACAUCUAGCCCUGCCUGGAUUCGUCGUGUCCUUCUCUUUCGAGACAGACCUCCUCCUGACCCAAAGCAGCCUGCCGUCUUCAGCCUUGUGCUCCUCUCGCCGGUUGGUCGUCUUCCGGCUCGCUCCUGAGCCCCGGUUCUUGUCCACCCAACGGUCAUUUCGAUCUCGGUAGUGCCCGUGCGUCCUCUCGGGUCGGGUUUGUUGUGAGUUUUUUCCCCCUUCUUCCUUGGUUGAGUUGUUAAGCCCGUUCCUCGGAAGGGUGCCUUUUUCUCGGAGAACCGUUGCGUAUGCGAAGGUGGGUUGUUGUUGUUUUAUGCCGCCCGUUGCUUCAUGCGACCUUCCACCACGAAAGAGGGAAACUCCUUCGCCUGAACCUUUCACGGGUCGUUCUGCAGCUACCGCUCAGUCCCGCUAGCGCAGUCUUCCUCAACCUGGAGCAUUCCAGAUGUGUUGGACUGCACCUCCCAGAAUGCCC